AAGAGCUACUAGCAGCGGAGUUCGGCCACGUCAGGCACUUCUUUCUGGCCUCUCACACUGGGCUCCCGCUGCGAUGACGAAUCGGGCUCCUGGAUCGGCCUCCGCCUCGGCGAGUACAACGAACUCGCAAGGAGUGCUUAUGGUUGGCCCCAAUUUCAAGGUGGGAAAGAAAAUCGGUUGUGGAAAUUUUGGUGAAUUACGCCUUGGAAAAAACCUGUACAACAACGAACAUGUGGGAAAGAAAAUUGGUUGUGGAAAUUUUGGUGAAUUACGCCUUGGAAAAAAUCUGUACAACAACGAACAUGUAGCUAUCAAGUUGGAGCCGAUGAAGAGUAAAGCUCCACAACUUCAUUUGGAAUAUAGAUUUUAUAAGCUUCUAGGACAGUCUGAAGGACUUCCCCAAGUUCAUUAUUUUGGACCAUGCGGGAAAUAUAACGCUCUGGUCAUGGAGUUACUUGGGCACUCCCUAGAGGAUCUGUUCGAUCUCUGUGAUCGCCAUUUUUCGCUUAAAACAGUGGCAAUGGUGGCAAUGCAGCUGGUAAGAUAACU
Molecule: messenger RNA, 549 nt
Organism: Strongylus vulgaris
Lineage: Eukaryota; Metazoa; Nematoda; Chromadorea; Rhabditida; Strongylidae
Source: the annotation of a GenBank genome assembly